GUCAUGGCGUCGCCCUUCAGUGGGGCACUACAACUGACCGACCUGGAUGACUUCAUCGGGCCGUCUCAGAAUUGCAUCAAGCCUGUGAAGGUGGAUAAGAAGUCUGGAAGUGGGAUAGCCAAGAUCCACAUUGAAGAUGAUGGCAGUUACUUCCAAGUGAACCCAGAUGGAAGAACCCAGAAGCUGGAGAAGGCCAAGGUCUCCCUGAAUGACUGCCUGGCUUGCAGCGGCUGCGUCACUUCAGCAGAGACAGUACUCAUUACCCAGCAGAGCCACGAGGAACUGCGGAAGGUUCUAGAUGCUAAUAAGGUGGCAGCACCGGGUCAGCAGCGGUUGGUGGUCGUUUCCAUCUCACCUCAGUCCAGAGCAUCGCUGGCUGCCAGGUUUCAGCUAGACUCCACAGACACUGCCAGGAAAUUAACUUCAUUCUUCAAAAGAAUAGGGGUGCACUUUGUCUUUGAUACUGCCUUCUCGAGGAACUUCAGCCUUUUGGAGAGCCAGAAAGAGUUUGUGCAGCGAUACCGGGGACAAGCCAACUCCGGAGAGGCCUUGCCAGUGCUGGCUUCCGCCUGCCCAGGCUGGAUCUGCUAUGCCGAGAAGACACAUGGCAACUUCAUCCUCCCCUACAUCAGUACGGUCCGGUCCCCACAGCAGGUUAUGGGCUCCCUGGUCAAAGACUUCUUUGCACAGCAACAGCUUCUGACUCCUGACAAGAUCUACCAUGUAACAGUGAUGCCCUGUUAUGACAAAAAGCUAGAAGCAUCCAGACCUGACUUCUUCAACCAGGAGUACCAGACUCGUGACGUGGACUGUGUUCUUACAACAGGAGAAGUCUUCAGGCUGAUGGAGGAAGAAGGAGUCUCGCUCUCGGAGCUGGAGCCUGUGCCCCUGGAUGGCCUAACCAGUAGUGUGUCUGCUGAGGAGCCCACCAGCCAUCGUGGUGGAGGCUCGGGAGGCUACCUGGAGCAUGUGUUCCGGCACGCAGCCCAAGAGCUCUUUGGAAUCCAUGUGACUGAAGUCACCUACCAACCUUUGAGGAACAAGGACUUCCAGGAAGUGACACUGGAAAGGGAAGGCCAGGUGCUGUUGCGGUUUGCUGUGGCCUAUGGCUUCCGAAACAUCCAGAACCUCGUGCAGAAGUUGAAACGAGGCCGCUGUCCCUACCAUUACGUGGAAGUAAUGGCUUGCCCUUCAGGCUGCUUGAAUGGAGGGGGCCAGCUCAAGGCUCUGGAUACAGAAGGCAGGGAGCUCCUCCAGCAAGUGGAAAGACUGUACAGCAUGGUGAGGAAUGAGGCGCCCGAAGAUGCUCCUGGGGUCCAGGAGCUGUACCAGCAUUGGCUGCAAGGCAAGGACUCAGAGCGAGCCAGCCGCCUGCUGCACACGCAGUACCAUGCCAUAGAGAAGACCAACUCAGGCCUCAGCAUCAGGUGGUAGGAGAGCUUCGGUCUAUGAGAGCCCCAGGGGCCAGCACCAAGACUUCCAGGAAGACUGUGUGGUUAUCCGCAACAAAGCCCACACAGGACACACCAGAGACCCUCAGUUCAAGGAGAGCUCCAAGGAUGGGUUGGGUUUUGUGCUACAAUGGGGACAGUAGCUGCAGGUGGGUCCUUGGUGACACAUGACCCAUGUCUCUGGCUGGUAAUGUUGCCUGCAGCCCAUAUACCUCCAAGGUCCACAUUAAGAUAUGCAGGGUGAAGUGCAGACAGAAUCAGAAGUAACCAAGUAGGUUCAAUGAGGUUCCAGACUCUUCCACUGGCCCAGGGCCAUGGACAUCUUCUCUGCCCUGACUUCUGGCUGUAGUUGCCUGAGUGUAAGGGGUUUCAUUUCUGUGGCUAACCCCUGAAGCUAUAACCUAUAGGGCAGGUAUCGAGCCUGAACCUAAUGGGGCACCCAAUCUUCUAAAAUCUGUCUGUUUGUGAGGGGCUUAGGCUGUGGGCAGUCUGUCAGCACCAAGCCUAUAUGCCUGUGAGAACUCCACAGCUGGGACUCGCCAGUAAUAAACAGGUCGGCGCCUCUGGAAGGA
Molecule: messenger RNA, 2023 nt
Organism: Grammomys surdaster
Lineage: Eukaryota; Metazoa; Chordata; Mammalia; Rodentia; Muridae
Gene: Ciao3
Product: cytosolic iron-sulfur assembly component 3
Exons: 11
Coding region: 4-1434 (476 amino acids)
Biological process (GO): iron-sulfur cluster assembly
Cellular component (GO): cytosolic [4Fe-4S] assembly targeting complex
Molecular function (GO): 4 iron, 4 sulfur cluster binding
Source: RefSeq, a predicted model, not a curated record